GUUGGAGAGCGCAUCACUCACAUCCACCGGCGCUUCUUCCUCGGGCGGAGUGGUGCGGGGACUAGCGGGAAGUACUGCGGCAGCGGGCUGUACCGCGGAGGCAGACCAAAUCCCCCCCAAACGGACCAGUGCGGCUCCUUAGUUUUGCCGCAAGUGUCCAGAGCAGUGUGUUGACCGGCAUCCUCGUGAGAUGCGCUGCCCUUUCAAAUUCUAUUCUAUAGUUUAUUUUAUUCGCUUUUAAUUUUUUUAAUGGUUAUAAGUCUCGAUAACUUUGUAUUCCAAGGAGUAACUUGUUUUACGACUUAUCACAACUUUGACAACUAACCCGCAGUUACUUUGUCAGGUUAACACCGAAAAUCUAAAGCAAUUUAGAGUUUUUUUCCUCGCGUUUCCCUACACCCGUUUGAAACACACUUCCCUCCUCGUGCAACCUGAAAGGCUGACAUCUUCUCAUCGUUUCGAGGAGGACGGACUGGCUGCGCAACCAUGGGGGACAAAGACAAGGACUCCCCCAAGAAGAAGGGAGGGAAGGAUCUGGAUGACCUGAAGAAGGAAGUGCCUCUGACAGAACACAAGAUGUCAGUGGAAGAAGUAUGCCGCAAAUUCCAGACAGACAUAGUUCAGGGACUAACCAAUGCCAAGGCGGCAGAGUUCCUGGCCCGCGACGGCCCCAACGCCCUCACCCCGCCCCCCACCACACCCGAGUGGGUAAAGUUCUGUCGCCAGCUCUUCGGGGGCUUCUCCAUCCUGCUGUGGAUCGGCGCCAUCCUCUGUUUCUUGGCUUAUGCCAUCCAGGCUGCCACCGAGGACGAGCCGGCUGGAGACAAUCUGUACCUGGGAAUCGUGCUGUCGGCUGUCGUCAUCAUCACCGGCUGCUUCUCCUACUUCCAGGAGGCCAAGAGUUCCAAAAUCAUGGAGUCCUUCAAGAACUUGGUUCCACAGCAAGCACUGGUGAUCCGUGAAGGAGAAAAGAUGCAGAUAAACGCUGAGGAGGUGGUAGGAGGUGACCUGGUGGAGGUGAAGGGAGGUGACAGAAUUCCAGCUGAUCUUCGCAUCAUCUCCGCCCAUGGCUGCAAGGUGGAUAACUCCUCUCUGACUGGAGAAUCAGAGCCUCAGACGCGAUCGCCCGACUGCACCCACGACAACCCGCUGGAAACCCGCAACAUUGUGUUCUUCUCCACUAACUGUGUGGAGGGCACUGCCCGUGGCAUUGUUAUAUGUACCGGUGAUCGCACUGUUAUGGGCCGCAUCGCCACUUUGACCUCAGGGCUGGAGACGGGCAAGACGCCCAUCGCCAAGGAGAUCGAGCACUUCAUCCACAUCAUCACCGGUGUGGCUGUUUUCCUGGGUAUCUCAUUCUUCAUCCUGUCCAUCAUCCUGGGAUACUCCUGGCUGGAGGCUGUCAUCUUCCUCAUUGGCAUCAUUGUAGCCAACGUGCCUGAGGGGCUCCUGGCUACUGUUACCGUGUGUUUGACACUGACGGCUAAGCGCAUGGCACGCAAGAACUGCCUGGUGAAGAACCUGGAAGCCGUGGAGACGCUGGGCUCCACCUCCACCAUCUGCUCAGACAAGACGGGCACGCUGACCCAGAACCGCAUGACUGUCGCCCACAUGUGGUUCGACAACCAGAUCCACGAGGCGGACACGACCGAGGACCAGUCUGGUGCAUCGUUUGACAAGACAUCAGUGACGUGGGUGUCUCUGGCCCGGGUAGCAUCCCUGUGUAACAGGGCGGUGUUUAAGGCGGGGCAGGACUCUCUACCGAUCCUGAAGAGGGACGUGGCAGGCGACGCCUCCGAGUCUGCCCUGUUGAAGUGCAUCGAGCUCUCCUGCGGCUCCGUCAAGCAGAUGAGAGAAAAGAACAAGAAAGUGGCUGAAAUCCCGUUCAACUCCACCAACAAAUACCAGCUGUCUGUCCACGAAACGGAGGACCCCAACGACAACCGCUACCUGCUGGUGAUGAAGGGGGCGCCAGAGCGCAUCCUGGACCGCUGCUCCACCAUCAUGCUGCAGGGCAAGGAGCAGCCCAUGGACGAGGAGAUGAAGGAGGCCUUCCAGAACGCCUACCUGGAGCUGGGAGGACUGGGAGAGCGAGUGUUGGGAUUCUGUCAUGUCCUGUUGCCUGAGGACCAGUACCCCAAAGGCUUCGCUUUUGACACGGAUGACGUCAACUUCCAGACAGACAACCUGUGCUUUGUGGGCCUGAUGUCCAUGAUCGACCCGCCCCGCGCCGCCGUGCCUGACGCCGUGGGAAAGUGCCGCUCGGCCGGCAUCAAGGUGAUCAUGGUAACCGGGGACCACCCAAUCACAGCCAAGGCCAUCGCCAAGGGUGUGGGCAUCAUCUCCGAGGGCAACGAGACCGUUGAAGACAUUGCUGCCCGCCUCAAUAUUCCAGUGAGCCAGGUCAACCCCAGGGAUGCCAAAGCGUGUGUGAUUCAUGGCACAGAGCUGAAGGACAUGUCUCAGGAGCAGAUCGAUGAGAUUUUGCGAAACCACACGGAAAUCGUCUUCGCCAGGACAUCUCCCCAGCAAAAGCUCAUUAUCGUAGAGGGUUGUCAGCGACAGGGGGCCAUUGUGGCCGUAACCGGUGAUGGUGUGAAUGACUCCCCCGCCCUGAAGAAGGCAGACAUCGGUGUUGCCAUGGGGAUUGCCGGAUCCGACGUGUCCAAACAGGCUGCUGAUAUGAUCCUGCUGGAUGACAACUUUGCCUCCAUCGUCACUGGCGUAGAAGAAGGCCGCCUGAUCUUCGACAACCUCAAGAAAUCCAUCGCCUACACGCUGACCAGUAACAUCCCAGAGAUCACGCCCUUCCUCCUCUUCAUCAUCGUCAACAUCCCGCUGCCCCUGGGCACCAUCACCAUCCUCUGCAUCGACCUUGGCACAGACAUGGUUCCCGCCAUCUCCCUGGCCUACGAAACAGCCGAGAGUGACAUCAUGAAGAGGCAGCCGCGAAACCCACUGAGGGACAAACUGGUGAACGAGCGUCUUAUCAGCAUUGCCUACGGACAGAUCGGUAUGAUCCAAGCUCUGGGUGGAUUUUUCAGCUACUUUGUCAUUUUGGCGGAGAAUGGGUUCCUCCCCUCCGUGCUGGUGGGCAUUAGGCUAAGUUGGGACGACCGCACCUGUAAUGACCUAGAGGACAGCUACGGACAGGAGUGGACCUAUGAGCAGAGGAAGAUUGUGGAGUUCACGUGCCACACAGCCUUCUUUGUCAGCAUUGUGGUGGUCCAGUGGGCCGAUCUCAUCAUCUGCAAGACCAGACGCAACUCCGUGUUCCAGCAAGGCAUGAAAAAUAAGAUUUUGAUCUUCGGACUGUUUGAAGAGACAGCCCUAGCUGCGUUCCUGUCCUACUGUCCAGGGAUGGAUGUAGCGCUCAGGAUGUAUCCACUAAAGCCUUCCUGGUGGUUUUGCGCAUUCCCAUAUAGUUUCCUAAUCUUUGUGUAUGAUGAAAUCCGAAAACUUCUCCUUCGCCGAAACCCUGGAGGUUGGGUGGAAAAGGAGACGUACUAUUGAUCGACGAACUUCUGUACUUUUUCCCCUACAUCUCCCACUUUUCUUCUCCUCCGUAACCCUCUACGCUGAUCAAGACGCACAAUCGUGUGCCCCCCCCCCCCAGACGUCCUGACAGACAGCCGCUUAGAGCCCACGCUGCGUCUCUCCGCCUCCGCGCCCCGCCCUGCUGCCCUAUAGUACUCCUUGCAUGUCUUUUCGUUUGGGUGUGUACAUAAAGUCUACACCAUAAUUACAAAUGGCAGCUGCUUAGUCAUUCUGUAGAUAUGAGAGGAGCUUUCAAUGCGUAAAAAGGAGAAUAUACGUGUGUGUGUGUGUGUGUGAGUGUGUGUGUGUGUGCUCACAAAGGGCCAGUCCUCUGCCCCUUCCUCACCUCUGCCUUUCUUCUCCUCUUCCUCUUCCUCCUUCAUCAUUCCUUUCAUACUCCUCUUCACUCCACCUGCUCCACCCUCCUCCCUCCCUCCUUUCCCCCAGUUGCACGCGGGUACAUGGAUCACAUGACUUGUGGCAGUAGGCUUUCCUUAACGCACCACCCCCCCACCGCUGCCCGUCUGGAAAACCCCCCCCUUUUUUUUCCGAGCCUCCCUUUUUCCUGUCCACGUCGAUCGCCUUCCCACCGCUGGCUCUCGGCGUCUGGUGCGGGGCGGUUCCCAGGCUGGCACAGGCCCUUGUUUUUUUUUUUUUUAUUAAAACGAUCUGUCGGAGAUGGAAGGAAGCAUGUCAGCUCUUUCUACGCGAAAACGUAAACACGCCUUCCUCUCUCGCUCUCUCUCUCAAGCUUUCUUCUUUUCUCCCUCUCACCCCUGAUCCUUGUCCUCUGUCUUUGUGUUCUCGGCUGCGGUAACCCUGUUUCAAACACAACCUCAGAAUGUGUCUUUUAGAAAAUAAAUUAAUACAAUAUCACAGUGUCACAGAUUCACUCAAAUAAAUGAUCACGUUGGAAGACAAAAAGCCUAAGGAAACAGAAUGGCUCUCUUAUAUGUCUGACUGUUGUGACGAUGCAAAACGAUGUGGAUGAACGUCCAUUAUCAGGUAUUUGAGUAGAGAGUUGGUAUUUACUUUGAAUGAUGUUUCAGGUUUUACUGCCAUUUUGGUUUCAAGCACACCAGGUUCAGCUUCCUCCAAAACAAAGGUUUGGUAUUUUUAAUUGUUUAAAAAACCAUCAAACACUCUGUCGUCAUCAUUGCGUUAUGCCUGAGUGGACAUAAACAACAUUUCCCGGAGUAGAGCAGCCAAUAGCAUCACACUGGUUUUCUUUAUUAUAAGAGAUAUAAAUGUUAGCAAACCUCACGCUUGCAUUAUUUAUCCCAGGCUGUGCCACUCUUUAAUGGUGACAACUGCAGUGAACCUGGUGUGUUGGAGCCUUUACCACUGGUUGAUCUGAAAUGGCAAGUGUGUGCAGAGUGUGGAUCCGCCCCAGGUCUUGUGCUGUGCGUCUGUGGUGUGUAUGUGUGUGUGUGUGUGUGUGUGUGUGUGUGUGUGGUGGAAGACAGUGUGCUGUAGCAGUCUGCCUAAGGCUGUGUCCAUCUCAGAGAGGAGUUGGGGGUGAGACAGAAACAUAAGAAUAAUCUAUAAGGAAAAAUGUAGAAACACAUUUGAAAGCAAUGAAACCAACACCAAUAAAACAUCUAGAACAUUUAAUACAA
This is a messenger RNA of Electrophorus electricus (electric eel), 5156 nucleotides long. RefSeq names its product ATPase Na+/K+ transporting subunit alpha 3b (gene atp1a3b). The record is from RefSeq and is a predicted model, not a curated record. Gene Ontology annotation, molecular function: P-type sodium:potassium-exchanging transporter activity; ATP binding; ATP hydrolysis activity. NCBI's taxonomy places the organism in Eukaryota, Metazoa, Chordata, Actinopteri, Gymnotiformes, Gymnotidae. Gene Ontology annotation, cellular component: plasma membrane. Gene Ontology annotation, biological process: potassium ion import across plasma membrane; intracellular potassium ion homeostasis; proton transmembrane transport.